AGCCACUAUCUCACAUUCGAAGGACAGCAAGAGAGCAGCAGAUAGAGAGAACAAGUCACAAAACAUGAGCUGAAAUGCUCAUCCCGUUUUUCAGCAAGCAGCAGCAGAACAAUUCCGUUUCCCGGAGAUUGAACCGUUGGAUCGUCGUGAUUUUUGGACAGCAGCUUCACAGCAUCUGGGCCAACAUUCUGGACGGUGGAGAUCGGGUUUUGAGAUCCGGAGGUCGGGUUUCGUUGGUCUGGACAGUAGCUAUGUUUCUGGUGAUAUUUUUCUUAUCUUGGCUCUAUUUGAUUCCAUACACCUUGAUGUGCUUACUUCCAAGGAUAUGAUGAUUUUGUAUGCCUCUAGUAUUAUCUAGAGAAGACUUUGUACUGCUCCUUUGAUGAUGAUAGUGGAUUUAAGCGGCCAAAAUGGUCCCGUGGUUUUUCCCUAGUUAACGGGUUUUCCACGCUAAAAUUCCGGUGUUUUUGUGUGGUGUGUGCUUACUGUUUUAGCUCAUUAUAUUGGUGUGUGGCAGCAAUAUUGUGUGUUCUAAUUGUAUUAAGAACACCCUAUUUGUUUGCAUCCUCAAAGGUUCAUUCAGGUUGGGAAAGUUUAGCCAAACGGAGAUUAAUUCCGCAUUUUAUUAGUUCCGUUUGUGGCUGUUUUUUCCCCAUCAUAAUUAAGGACUCAUUCCCUUAUUAAGUCCUUAUAAACUUUUUUACUAAAACCCAACUGCCGAGGACUUAAUGAGGGACUACUCUAACGACAAAGAUUCCCUUAUAAGAGUCCGUAUUAAUUUUCCAUCACUCACGUAGUGAUCCUACUAGGUGGAACUCCACAUAUGAUAUGUUGGAUACAGUGUUGAAAUACAAGGAUGUUUUUGUGAGAGUUGAUCUUCCUAGGGAGUUGGAAGAUAUGGGACGUUUAAAUCCCCGUAGUGAUGAGGACUUGGAGACGCUUCAAUAUCUUGUUGUUUUUCUGAAGGAAUUUUAUGAGUUGACUUAAAAUGUGUCAGACUCGUUGUAUGUCACAAGUAACACAUGAUUCUUCCAUAUAUGUCAUACUCUUGAUUUGUUGGAAAAAUAUGUUAUUAGUAAUAAACUUGCUAUGAAAAAUAUGGCAACUAAAAUGAAAUUUAAGUAUGACAAAUAUUGAGGUGAUAUUGAAAAGGUGAACAAAUUGAUAUACAUGGGUAUGUACCAUUCUUGACCCGAACUUUAAAUUGAUUGGAGUGAAUAUUGCUCUUGUUGAUAGUUAUGGUGAAAAGAAAUGCACAACCUUUAUUUGAAAAGAUUAAGAAAUGUGCUUAUGAUUUGUAUGAGUAUAGAAGAGUGUUUUCUCCUCCGGUUGUGGUUGAUGAGAGUGGGGUAACUAGUAGAUCAAGAGUAACUUCUUCAGUCGUUGGUUCUUCUACUUUGAUGAAUCUUGUUAAAGAUCGGGUUAGACAAAUGAGUGGGUCACAACAUUUUUCAAGAAGCGAGUUUGAUCGUUACCUUGAUGAGGAAAGAGGGGAUGAGGAAGAGAAGGAUGUUUUGCCUUGGUGGAAUCUAAACAGUUCUAGAUUUCCGGUAGUAACGCGUAUGGCUCGUGAUAUAUUAGCAAUACCGAUAUCAAUUGUGUCAUCAGUAAAUUAACAUCAAAUUUUUUUAAAGCUAUAUUUUUAUUCUUGAUUUUUUCUUGCUUUGUAAUAAGAUGGUGCGUGCUCUUAUUUGUGGUCAAGAUUGGAUUAGAUCUAAUUGGCGAAAAACAAGGAUAGAUGUGAAAGAAAAUUUAAAGGAAUUGCAUGAGGUGGAAAAAGGUAUUUCUUUAGAUUUGUAAAUUUAUGAUAUGAUGAAGUUCGACUGGUUCUUAUAUUUUAAGAAUUAAUUAAGAAUGUCGAGACAUAUAGUGUGGAUAUUUCAAAUUCUUUGUUUGGGUUCGUGUGAAAUAAAUACACGUGAAGUGAUAUUUUUCUGUGGUUGAUGUUGUAUAAUCUUUCAAGUCAUUAGUUUGAGUUGUCUUUUGUGGAGCUAAUAAAUGCCUAUACACUAAUUCUCAAUUUGGUCUGGUCUUUUAAUUUUUUGAUCAAUUUAGUUUGUACAAGUUUGGUCAAAUGCCUAUACACAAUGCUAUUUGGUCACAUUUAGUCCCUGUACACGUUUGGAUGUAAACUUAAAGGGUAUUUUGUCCGUUCUUCACUAAAUUCAGUUUGGGAAUAGGUUUUCUCCCCCACCAUGUACUUUGUACCCAAUUUAGCUCUCAUGUGUCCUAAAAUACACUUCUAUCAGAUUGAAAUAUGUCCAACUGGUCCUAGGACAUAGUUGAGGCCUUGAGGGACUAAAUCGUUGGGAAAUAACUCUCUUUCUUUCUACGUUUUGAUUGUAAUGCUCAUAUUAAUUUUGUUUUAAUUUGAUUUUAAUUUUUGUAGGUGUGGAAGAGACAAGUUGUGUUACCGAAGAACUAGUUUAUGUUACUUGAAGUUGCAAGCUUUAAUACUCCGUAUUACAUAAUCAUGUUGGUAUGGUUUAUGUUGGUUGAUGUUUUUUUAAUAAGUUGUAAACCUUAUACUUUAUGAGGAAUUUUGUGGAUUUGUGGACAUGUGAAAUUUUAGUUGGGACAUGUGAAAUUUUAGUCUAUAGUCUAUACAUGUGAAAUUUGCAAACGUUAUACCAAAAGUUGUAAACCUUAUAUUUGGGGUUUUUAGACAUGUUGCA
Cuscuta epithymum is the source of this 2675-nucleotide messenger RNA. NCBI's taxonomy places the organism in Eukaryota, Viridiplantae, Streptophyta, Magnoliopsida, Solanales, Convolvulaceae. The record is from the annotation of a GenBank genome assembly.